UUAAGACAGUCAGCGUGUCAGCAGCCAAUGCUUUUGUCUUGUCUUUGAUUCCCAAGUAUUUUCAACUCCAUUUCAGAUGAUCCUUUGAAAUAGAUUUCUUAACAACACCAAAAGCAUGCACUUUUGACUCAGAGGACGCUGUGUUUAUUGACCAAAAAUGACUGCUGCCAAAGUGAUGCCUGUGGACCUAACCAUGCACAUGGGACUGAGCCGGCGGGCCGCUAUACGCCAAGGUUCAGACAACUCACUUAGAUAUCAACACACAAUCUCAAGGUCCAGCACACCUUCAGACAACACCCGUCCAUCCAGUGCUGCUUCACCACCCCAGCCUUCUCUAACGCCUGUUAUUCCAGUGAACUCUUCUAGCAGCGGUGGGACACUUAAGAAGAAAAAACGUGUUGUAUUUGCAGACACUAAGGGACUGGCUCUUACAGCCGUGAGGCUUUUCACUGUGGAUCCGCCAGAGCCUGAACCUGACACCAUCCCUCAGUCAGGAAAGCCGAAGGACCAGCCCCCUGUCCAGGGCAGGAUACUGCGGCUGCGGCUGGGGUUCCCUCAACCUUCUGCUGAUCUAGCGUUAUUCCUUGGAGGCCUGGCAGGUUCUUUGGUGCAGCUGGAAAGCUGCAGUCUGAUGGGUGGUUUGCUGAGUGGAAUGGUGCAGGUCUGCAACAUCAGCGUAGAGAAGGCCGUACACAUUCGCAUCACAUUCGACUCCUGGAGAACCCACAAGGACAUCCCUUGCACCCACAUAAAACAGCAGCCUGGCUCAGAGACUGACCUUUUUGUCUUCAGUGUGUCUUUUCCUUCUGACCUGAACCUUCAGGAUCGUGUGGAGUUCUGUGUGUCGUUCCGUCCCGGACGUGGCAGCAUGAUUCUGUGGGACAACAACAAUGGACAAAACUAUAGAAUCUUUGUCGAUGUUGUGGACCCCAUGGAUGUCCCUUUGACUUGGAACAGACCGUUUAUAACACAAAUCCCUAAGAGGCCCAAAGCUUGGCCCAAAAGAAAAAGUCAACUUGUCCGUUACCCAGCAUGCUUCAAUCCACUCAACUCUCCAGAGAAUAUGACCCUUAAGCCAUUGUGUUAAAGUAGGAGGCUAGGUCACCCCGAAAUUCUAAGAUAGCUAAUAAUGAAGGGAAACUAAUGAGAGCCAAUUAGCAUGAUACCAUUUGUGUAAUGCAAGCUGGGCCCUUCUUAUCUUAUUUCUAAAUUAAGUAUUGCUUUAGAGAGAGUCAGCUGGGCCAAAAGUCUCUCUUUAGAGCAAUGCCAUAGAAGAACCACUUUUGGGUCCCUACAGAACCUUUCAAUUGAUAGUUCUUUAAAGAACCAUUUUUGUUCAAUUUGAGUGUGAAGAACCUUUUGAGGGGUUAAAUGUAAUGGUUCCAAGUACUGCCACCCCAGCCAAGAACUAUUCUAUUAGUUCAGCCCACACCUUGGUCAUAGGUAGGUAGAGAUGGAAAUUUAUAGGAUAUUAGAUCAGAAAAACAAGGAACUUUAGGCAUUCUCCUCCUCUGACUCUUUUGGUUAUUUCAAAACCUUGUUUUGUUUUGUAACACUCCAGUAUGCCUGAUUGAAUUAGUAGUGGAGUGGAUUUGAGGUCUCUUAUGAGUAGGGGUCCCAAAUGUUCAAGCAAACUACCAAAUCCCGUAAUUAUCUGAUGAGUUUGAGCUGAAUUAUGGCCCUCCAGGACCAAAGUUUAAGGCCCUUGCACUAAUGCAGUGGUUCAAAUCAGUCCUCAGGGACUAAACCAGGAAAUGUUGACUGUAUGCAAACCAGUGCCCUAGAGCAUGUAUUUCAAUUCCAGUGCAGUCGACCAUUUGUGAUUCCAUUUGCUAAUAAAACAUCAGCAUCUACAGCAGCCAGGUCAGCAAAUUUCCAGUUCAACUGGGUCUAUCUGCAAUCUGUCUUACUUUUAAUCAAUGUUGCUACAAAUGUGAAAUUGUACAAUAUGUAAAACUAUAUAAUAUGUGAAAUUUGUAGAAUAUGUAAUAUUGUAAAAAUGCCUUAUUUAUUUGUGCAUACAUGAUAAUGUGAAGUGAUUACAAUGUCAAAUAAAUAAGCAUUCAAGCUUGA
Molecule: messenger RNA, 2073 nt
Organism: Pygocentrus nattereri (red-bellied piranha)
Lineage: Eukaryota; Metazoa; Chordata; Actinopteri; Characiformes; Serrasalmidae
Gene: ppp1r3c2a
Exons: 3
Coding region: 158-1087 (309 amino acids)
Biological process (GO): regulation of glycogen biosynthetic process
Cellular component (GO): protein phosphatase type 1 complex
Molecular function (GO): glycogen binding; protein phosphatase 1 binding
Source: RefSeq, a predicted model, not a curated record